Limulus polyphemus (Atlantic horseshoe crab) is the source of this 1689-nucleotide messenger RNA. RefSeq names its product neuropeptides capa receptor-like. Lineage: Eukaryota; Metazoa; Arthropoda; Merostomata; Xiphosura; Limulidae. The transcript has 4 exons. Gene Ontology annotation, molecular function: neuromedin U receptor activity. The record is from RefSeq and is a predicted model, not a curated record. Gene Ontology annotation, cellular component: plasma membrane. Gene Ontology annotation, biological process: neuropeptide signaling pathway. Bases 1 to 1689 code for a protein of 562 amino acids.
AUGAGCAGCCUAAAUACAUUAUUCAACGUUACUUACAGCCUCAUAACUAUAGAACCAUCAGUAGUAACCGAUGUGGAAACUUAUAUAAGUCAACAUCUGGGACCGAAACGUUUACCUCUAAACUGGUUGAUACCGCUAACAACUGUUUAUGUCGUGAUAUUUUUAUCAGGUAUGAUAGGUAACACUUGCACGUGUCUUGUGAUUUCACGUAAUCAGUACAUGCAGACGGCCACCAACUGUUACCUGUUCAACUUAGCUGUUGCGGACAUGCUGACCCUAUUAUUUGCUAUGCCAUUGGAGCUUUACACACUUUGGCAUCAAUACCCUUGGGGCCUGGGGAACGUCAUCUGUGAAUUACGUGCCAUUAUUCCAGAAACCACGGCUAAUGCUUCUAUUCUUACGAUUGUGACAUUUAGUGUAGAACGUUACAUCGCUAUCUGUCAUCCUAUUUGUCAACAGACCAAGUCCAAGCUUUCACGUGCUAUUCGUAAUAUCAUAAUUAUCUGGAUUCUCUCUUUAGCCGGAGCAGCGCCGUAUGGACUUUUCAACCGGAUCAAUUACUUGAAAGAUGAGAACAAAAACCCAUUAUUGGAAUCGGCGUGGUGUGGGUUUCCUUUUCACGAACCAGAUAAAAGCUGGGAAACCUUAAUGGUGUGCUCGACUUUUCUUUUUUUCGUUGUUCCAAUAACACUGAUCAUCGUCUUAUACGCCAGGAUAGCCAUGACGCUCUACCGUUCUCGCAAAAUGCACAGGUGUACAUCAGAAGGCAGCACUAGUUGCCAAGAAGAAGGAGAAAGAACAAAGAUUCAGUCUCAGAAAAUAGCUAUAAGGCUGUUAGCUGCAGUUGUGGUCGCUUUUAUUGUCUGCUGGGCUCCAUUUCACGCCCAACGACUUCUUUUUGUUUUCGUAUCUCUUUAUUCAAAAUGGACAGAAACGUUGCGGAAAGUCAACCAUUAUUUAUUUAGUUUGGCAGGUUGUUUCUACUAUUUCAAUUCGACAAUAAAUCCUAUACUGUACAGUGUAAUGUCAAACCGGUUUCGAGUGGCGUUUAGAGAAAAGUUGUGUACUGGCCAACCAAAUAUUUGGUGUCUUUGCUGUUGCUGCUGGUGUUGCUGGAACCGACUAGAAGACAGAAAAAACAGUUCCCAAGGCUCCGUCCGAUCCUCUCUUAAUAAUCCUUUAAAUAAUACAAGAAUGAAUAAAAGAAAAUUACCCAAUCGUCUUAGAAACGUAGAACUUGAGAUUAAUGCCGAGCGGCUUCCUACUACGUUAUUUUGGAUAAGAAAUCCUUUGUACGACUCUGUUGAUGUUGGUGAGGGUCGUAAUAUCCAGAUGUCACAAAAACUGGUCUUACCCACAUUGCAUUUUCCUCCAGCAGCUGGAAUAUCUACAGUGCUUCCAGAACAUUAUGUAAUUUCCAAUGAUCGCGGAAACGCAACUGCAGAGUCAGCAAAUGAAGACAUAGAAAAGUUGGAACUGGUAGAGGAAUUGGAUGAAGCUCUUAGAUCUCAGCUUGCAAGGCUUUCAGAAGAAGAAGGUGAGUGUGUUGAUUGUGCUAAUUGUAAUAAACUGUUUACUCCAAAGAUGAUUAAACCGAUAAUGUCCAUUCCAGUUGAUAGAUCGAUUACAUCAGAUACAAAUGUCGUUGGAGAAUCUGACCGAAUGCCAACAACACGAGGUGCAUUUUGA